Odocoileus virginianus texanus is the source of this 1921-nucleotide messenger RNA. The record is from RefSeq and is a predicted model, not a curated record. NCBI's taxonomy places the organism in Eukaryota, Metazoa, Chordata, Mammalia, Artiodactyla, Cervidae.
UCUGCUCAGUCAUUUCAGGGUUCAGCUAUUUAAGCAGACCACAGGCUUUCAAGUCUCAUAGUCUGUCAGUCUCUUUCAAGUCUCUGGCAUAUUCUCUUCCCUCCUUCUGGAAUUACCCUCCCUCUCUGCUCUGGCAAAAAACUUCUUUCUCCAGAAACCCUGUCUACUUCACUUUGGUAGAAUUAACAACCCUCUUGCCACUAUGUAAACUAUAUUGAGAUAUACUGAAUUUACAUAUAUUUACAUCCAUCUUUCCCAAAAGCCUGUGAAUUUCCCAACGUCAGAAAUCCUUUUUAAGUUGUCUUUGAGUCCCAGAAUUCCUAGAACAUAGUAAAAGAUUUAAUCUAUGAACAAAUGCCUAGCAAAGGGAUUCCUGCUUGACAUAUGCUCAGUGAGUUUUAUCGAAUUGUAUUGACUGAACUGAAUUCAAAUAGCUUUUGUUCCUCCAGAACCCCAAUCGGAACCAGUAAACAGACGUUAGACCCUCUCGGUGUUUCAGGGUCCUAUUUUGGGUUACUGACACAAGCUUAACACUCGGCAAUAAAAAAGAUAUUUUCUUUACUAGAACCUAGAAGAAAAUGCGACCAAUGAGUCAGAAAAAGAACUGCCUGUCCGAGGUGCGGGCUCAUGGCUGGCUUCUCACCUCUCCUGCCUGGUGAGACACGAAAGGGGAGGGAGGACAGCGGGGGAGCCGGAGAGCAGCUGCAACGGUCGGCCAGCUCCUCUUCCUCCUCCUGGGAAAGAGAAGGAGGACGCCAAGCCAGACACCCUUUCAGGAGAGCCUGAACAAAUAAGCCGGAGCUGCUCUGGCUCUCGCCCUCCACUCACUUCGGCCCCUUACUCCCCUCACCCCGUCACUCACACAACACGCACACAGAGAACCACCUCGCCUCCAGACGCCCAGUUCGAAGAUUACCGUGACUGUCAACGAAAUGUGCCAAUCACAGGCAGCCUAAACCAGACCCCUGGGAACUGAGUACAGAAAUCGGUUUGGAGGCAGAAAGGAAAUGAACAUAGCACAAAGAGAGAUUCGUGUUCAUAUGCACGUAGGGUCCGAAGCCAAGAAACGGCAGGGUGUCUUCACUACCGCAGAACGCGGAGCAUCGCAGACAGGAACUUCGAAGGAACUGAAAUCUGUUGCCUGCUCCGCUAGGAAGAUUGUUUGCAAGGCACCAGGUGUCUUUCGGGAGUAGGCACCCUCUGCGCAUGCGCAGGUCCAUUCGGGAAUCACUGCCCUGCCGCCGACUAAGUUGCAUUGCUUGAAUCUUCGCAGAAAAGACAAUUCUUUAAUCAGAGUUAGUAAUGUGGACAGUGCAAAAUCGAGAGAGUCUGGGGCUCCUCUCUUUCCCUGUGAUGAUUGCCGUGGUCUGCUGUGCACACAGCGCCAACGAGCCCAGCAACAUGUCAUACGUGAAAGAGACAGUGGACAGAUUGCUCAAAGGAUAUGACAUUCGCUUGCGGCCGGACUUUGGAGGGCCCCCCGUGGACGUUGGGAUGAGGAUCGAUGUCGCCAGCAUAGACAUGGUCUCCGAAGUGAACAUGGAUUAUACUCUCACAAUGUAUUUCCAGCAGUCUUGGAAAGACAAAAGGCUUUCUUAUUCUGGAAUCCCACUAAACCUCACACUAGACAACAGGGUGGCUGAUCAACUCUGGGUACCAGACACCUACUUUCUGAAUGACAAGAAAUCCUUUGUGCAUGGGGUUACAGUGAAAAAUCGCAUGAUCCGCCUGCAUCCUGAUGGAACAGUUCUCUACGGGCUCCGGAUCACAACCACAGCUGCGUGUAUGAUGGAUCUACGAAGAUAUCCUCUGGAUGAACAAAACUGCACCCUGGAGAUUGAAAGUUGUGAGUUGACUUUGGACAGGGGGACAACAAAGAGGGAUGUUUGCUUGACCUAAUGAAGUGCAACCUUGCACUGAG